Molecule: messenger RNA, 3700 nt
Organism: Marchantia polymorpha subsp. ruderalis
Lineage: Eukaryota; Viridiplantae; Streptophyta; Marchantiopsida; Marchantiales; Marchantiaceae
Source: the annotation of a GenBank genome assembly
UUAGCCGUAGAUUUGAACCGAAUAUGCACUAUGCUGCAAACUGAAGGACCGACUUUAUGUUUGUUAAAUGUAGACUUCUUAUUGCAAUUUCGUCUAGCAGUAACUUGUUGGGAUCUUUUAGGCUCUGCUUGAGUUUUUCUGUUUGAUUGUUGUAGGAGUUUGUUCUCGAAUGUGGUUUGUUAUUCGAUGGGGUAUCUGAGGGCUGAUCGUGCGCGAUCCACUGGCUGGCCCAUCAUAUGCCGCUUUUCAUUUAUUGCAAAAGUCCCUGCAUGGCGGAAUUCUGAUUGUUGUUAUCCUCUGAUGACCCGAGGCAGAAAUUUGGUGGUUUAGCAGAGAGAACAUUCCACUUUGAUUGGCGUUGUUCUUGACGAGACGAUCGAUGGAGCGUGAGCGCCGCGAUCCAAGGAAGGACGAUCCUUCGAAGAGGGAAAAACAAGCCCUGCUGGCCAGUAUCGCACAGCUGAGAGCUGCGAAAACUAACAGAACAAUCGCAAGUUUGACUCCGCUGCCAGUAUCAGAUGACAGCGGGUCCGAUAAUGACAGGGACGGAUUCCAUUUAGGACUCAGAAAUUCCGCUGCUGCAACCUCGUCUCGUGGUGCAAAUUCGUUCCUUGAUGACGCUUUGAGCAGCCUGGCUAGCUUAUCAAUUCAGGGCAGUGGCAAAACAAACGCUUCGAGUAUUCUGAGGGAUCGUCAUUCUAACGCAUAUUCAACCCCAACAAAUAAGGCAUUUGAUUCAAGCAAAGAUAAGGAGAAAUUUCGCACGCCGCCAGAACAUUUUUCGAAGGAAUAUGUUUCACUAUCUUCAGAUGAAGAUAACGAUUUUCAGCCCAUGUCGAGUAGAUCCCGAGACAAAGCUCCUCUGGUGAACAAUGCAUCUAAGGAUGUAUUCAAGAGGCACGAAAUGCAGAGAAUUCACUCCGUGGAUUCGUCCAAACAGCUUGACAGUACCAAAGAAGCUGACUUAGUUCUUAGUGACGGAAAGAAGACUUAUUGUCUCUCUGGAAUAGUUGCUCACAAGCUGUACAAGCAUCAAGUGGAAGGGAUUAAAUGGUUGUGGUCACUCCAUAUAAAGAAAACAGGGGGAAUUCUCGGUGAUGACAUGGGUCUUGGAAAAACCAGACAGAUUGCGUCAUUUCUUGCAGGACUGUUUUCUUCGAAGCUCAUAAAGACAGCCAUGAUUGUAGCUCCAAAAACUCUCAUCUCACACUGGACCAGGGAGCUGUCAGAAGUGGGGCUAUCAAGAAAAACUUUCAAUUUUGCCGAAACUUCAUCAAGAGCCCGCGAUAGCGCUCUUCAUGGACUCCUGCAGAGAGGAGGAGUUUUAUUGACAACGUAUGACAUGGUACGCUGCAAUUGGAGAGUUCUCCGGGGGGAAACACUCGAAGGAGAUGAGUACGGUGGCAAUGGCGAUGAACCCUUACUGUGGGAUUACCUCAUACUGGAUGAGGGUCACCUUAUAAAAAACCCCUCUACGGAGAGAGCAAAGAGUUUAAGGGAGAUAUCAAGCUCUCAUCGAGUUAUCUUGAGUGGUACUCCAAUUCAGAACCAUCUGAAGGAAAUGUGGGCUUUAUUUGACUUCUGCUGUCCAAACCUUCUGGGUGACAAAGCUGAGUUCAAGGCAAAGUAUGAAAGCAGAAUCGUAGCUGCAAAUGAUAAAUCUUCGUCUGACAGAUCAAAGAGGCUCGGUGCAGCCGCUGCGCAGGAGUUGAGACAACGAAUUGCACCAUUUUUCCUCCGCCGUCUGAAAAGUGAAGUUUUCCCUGAAGAAGGCAGUGACGACGCACCAAAGCUUUCACACAAAAAUGAUUUAAUUGUGUGGCUGCAGCUGACCAACCGCCAGGAAAAACUGUACAGAGCAUUUCUGGAAAGUGAAGCCGUGCUGAACGCCCUGGAUGGCUCUAAAGCCCUGACUGCUUUGUCGGUUAUGAAAAAGAUUUGCGAUCAUCCUUCUCUUCUCACGCAAAGAGCUGCGGAUGAUAUUGCCGAAGGAAUGGAGGGUAUGAUGGGAAACACGGACCCUGCAGACGCAGAAGCCAUGACAGCAGCUCUAGCUGGAUUAGUUGAGAAUGAUGUGGGCUUCAGGCAAAUUCAGGGUGCUGUUUCUUGCAAGAUUGCGUUCCUCAUACUAUUGCUGGAAAAGCUCGUGGAAGAAGGUCAUCGAACUCUCAUCUUUUCACAAACUAGGAAAAUGCUGAACAUCAUUCAGGAAGAAAUAGAGAAUAGAAAAUGGAGAUACCGACGAAUUGAUGGCACAAUGAAAUCUUGUGACAGGGAGCAGUGUGUACAAGACUUUCAAACAGAUCCGUACAUACCCCUUUUCUUGUUAACAUCACAGGUGGGGGGCUUGGGCCUGACACUUACGUCAGCUGAUCGAGUGGUCAUUGUGGACCCUGCUUGGAAUCCAAGUACUGAUAAUCAAAGUGUUGACCGAGCCUACCGUAUCGGUCAGAAGAAAAAUGUCAUUGUUUAUCGUCUUAUGACGUGUGGUACACUGGAGGAGAAAAUCUACCGAAAGCAGGUUUUCAAGGGAGGACUCAUGAAAACUGCUACUGAAACUAAGAAUCAGAUGCGCUACUUCUCACAGCAGGAACUUCACGAUUUGUUUCGUGUGCCAGAGACUGGAUUUCAGGUCUCUGUCACGCAGCGGCAAAUGGCAGAAGAGCAUGCGGGGGAACAUCGGACGGAUAAGGAUUUAGAAGAACACAUUCGCUACUUAGAGGGGUUGAGUAUGAUCGCUGGUGUUAGCCACCAUGAUCUUCUCUACUCCAAAGCUGCGCCGGAGCUCCCACCCGCACAGGAUGAUGAGGACGACGCUAAGGCGCAAUGGGAGCCAAGAGCAACUGCUUACCCUACUCGAAAGCCCUACAAGCCCUCAAUAGAAUCAUACGUAUGGGAGCAGACUGAGGAGUUGUCGACAAGCUCGAGCAGCGCAUCACGCGGGUCAACAGAGAAUCAAGUAUCCGAGGAAGCGAAGCAUGCAUGGUUGCGCGCAAGUUACCUGAAAGAUAAGAUCAAGCGCAUGGCUGCCGUGUUGGAGAACGAGGAGAUGUCAUCCAAGCUAUCAGAUGGUGGGAUGAAAAUCAUCAGGAGGAUCAAAGAACUCAACGAUGAAGUAGCCAAACUUGAAGUCAAGGCUGCGCCAUUCAAAGAAAACUUGGCCGCAAGGCGAAGUGAUGGAUCCUCGAGAUCAGAUGGCCCGACAGUUCAGGAAAAGACUCUAUCCCAAUCUCAAGGCCUCCAUGAGCCAGUGGUGCGAGUGCGCAGUGCAAGCGGCAACAAUAUAUACAACGCUGCUCGGAGUGGCACCGAACACCAUAACAAGCCUCACUAUCUCAACAAGAGCUCAGAUCCUCGAGUGAUUGACCUCGAGUCGAAAUUAGGCAAUUUAAGAGUUUAGUUGUGCACUCCGAACAAUAUAGUACCCGCCAGUUUCGAUAAUGCGUAGUGACUCUGAGACCGGAGGCUCUCAGGUAGAGGAUCAUCACCGCGCGUGAUGGUAACGAGAAGCGACAGCCUGUACAUGUGUAUACCCAAUUUUGAAGCUGUAAAAUAUUGAAGAAACUAUCAUUUUUCCCAAGUUUUGUGACCAUUGAGAGUGUUGUGGAGGUAAGGACUCGAAAAAGCCCUGCCACUGUUUUCAUUUCAUUGGGACUUUCACUCUUUACCGUUUCACAGAAAAUAAUGAACCAGUGCACGA